GGCUUAAGUUUUUUAAACGUUUUACCGAUGUACUUUCUUGAAAAGCGCGAUUGUAAAAGCUUUUCUUUGCUCGAACGCUUAUUACAAUUACCUCGUUUGGAAACCUUUUAAAACUAAACGAAAUUAUUAUACUUAAAAAAAGAAAAUAUUUAAUAAUAACUUUUAAACAGUUUCAUCGCGUUUGUAUUUAGUUUUAUUAACGUUUCGGAUAUCGGUCCCUUUACAGGUUUGGUGUUCACAUAAGACUCCAUCUCUAGAAUAAUACCCGAGGCUACUGAAAUUACCCCUCCCCCCAUUAGUCCCCUCUUUCCUGUGGAUAUCUGUGCAUUUCUACACCUCUCGAUUGCCUCAAUCAUUUUGAAGAACCACGGAGCAUGAAAAUGUCACAUACAUGCCAAGAUUUUAGUGAAAAUAUAAAUCUUAGAGAAAUGAUACUGAAUACUGAUAUAAAUACGACGGAAGACUUGGCUGUACGUAUUAGAAUCCCCUUGUCUUAAAUUCAUUUAAUAAAUAAUGUCAGCAUAUGAAAAGAUAAUAGCAGUGAUAGCCAGUAUGGCUUAGUUCCUUGGCCUGUCCCAUUGACGAAACUACUACUGCUAGACAAAUGUCAGCACAGAACUGUCAGUCGGUGACGUGAAUCUGCCAAAAAAUGAUAUUUUAGAUUUUAUUAUUUUUCUUUCACCGAAUGGGUUACAAGUAUCAUAUUUAAUUUACUUCGUUAAAAGCAAUAUAGCUAAAAGUAUUUUUUGAAAAAAUACUGCAUGCUUUAAUUUCAAGAACUUGAUAAGUGGGUGGAUUCUAAUAUUUGUGUCAUGUCUGCAAAAUUGACCAAUUUUGCUGAUGAUGAAAAAUGAAGGGUGUUGAUAACUCUCCAGCUGAUCGGGAAGGCAUGACACAUAAACCUUUAAUAACAUGUGCAGGAGACUGGAAUUUAUUUUGUACAUUAGAAGCACCUCUCGUAGCAGCUAUACCACAGGAUUCUUGUGAGUGGAGGCGAUCAUAUGGUAGACCUCCAAAAUCUGUAUAUUUGGAGGCAUCAUUUGUGAAAUAUAAUAAAGACAAAGUUCAGGUAGAACUGAACUUAUUAAAACGCCCCAUCUUUCACAUCUAUUGGACUGACUGUGUUGACAUUGAAUACUACAAAACUACAUUAAGAGAAGACGUAGAAUCAUGGUUCAAGCAGUUGGAAACAAAUGGUAUUACAGAUUGGAUGGUGGUUUUAGUUGAAACAUAUGACAUUCGUAAGACUAACAAACUAUUGCCGAGGACUACAGUGUUAGACAAAAUUAAAGGAGAAUUUGCCAUAAAACAGACUGAAGAUAGAUUCCUUUCCGUUAUUAAUCCCAUCAAGUCGGAAGCAAGAAGCGCAGAAUCAUGGCGUGCAUUGGUGGCAAAAAUCAGACAUUUUGUCCUAGUAGCUUACAACAAAGCUCUUAUAAAGUUCGAGGAACAUAUGAGAGAACAGAGAGAGAAACGGAACGAUCCUGAAUGGGAUUUUUGUAAAUACUUCAUAUUACAGGAACAACUAGCAUUUGUGUUGGAAAUGUUAGGAUUGUACGAAGAAGCCUUGGUCCAAUAUGAUGAAUUAGAUGCUCUAUUCUCUCAAUUUGUACUCAAUUCAAAUGUGACAGAGAGCCCAAAAUGGCUGGACACAUUCAAGCAGCCAGUUACGUCGUGGCAUGCAGUAAGAUUGACAGCAUUGGUACCACAACAUUUGAGGGAUCUCAUAAUAAAGAAAAAGGCUUCGAUUUUAGAUUUUCGGAGUUAUCUCUUUCAACGUCAAAGUGCCAUGUUGUUACUUAUGUUUAAACCUUGGGAGAUCGCAUCCCGAUGUCUCAGCACCGUCCAUAAUACUUUGGUUGAGUUGGAUCUGUUGGGUGCCGCUGCGGUGGAGGGUGCCGCGGCGUGUUGGGCGCAAUUAGCGUGCGCGGAGACGUUGCGCGCGUGCGAACGUCUCGCGUCCAAUAACAAUGCCAUAGAGAUGUGUACGGCCACUCAAGCGCCAUUACUUCACAAUGCCAAAGAUAAGGUAUGUAAGGUAUUUAAAAUUAAUAAAAUUUAAGACAAAUUAUUGUCAAACGACUCUUUAAUGCGUUACCCCUUAUUUAUUUAUUUAAUAAUUUAUGCACAUUUAAAGACGUGGGGAAGCCAAUGCGAGUAGGGUGCACAUUUAAAAUAAACAUUUAUCAACAAAAAUAUACAAACAUUUAAUAUAUACUUACAUAUAUAACACAUAACGCGUAAAAAAAGAUAUCACAGUUAUACAUAAUAAACUACAUAAUUCACAUAUAAAUACAUAAAUUUGUGUAUAUAUACUAAUAAAUAAAGAUGACUAGUUAUUACGAGUCCGCCUGUUUCGAUAUAUAGCUACGUAAUUUGUUUUUAGUAAUAUCAGUUCAAUAAACUGGUUCGUGAACAUUGUCAUAUACUUGUAAAUCAGUCCCAUCGUAUUGGGUUUAUUUUUCCAAAUAUUGUAAUUUCAUGUAUGUCUAUAUUAUUAUAUAUGUAGCUGUAUUAUUUUAUGUACUUUGGUUUAUUUUUCUUCUUAAAAUCGUGAUCUAUCUAUAUGUCACCGGAAAAUAACAAGAACCGCAAAUUGAUAA
Diatraea saccharalis (sugarcane borer) is the source of this 2603-nucleotide messenger RNA. Lineage: Eukaryota; Metazoa; Arthropoda; Insecta; Lepidoptera; Crambidae. The record is from the annotation of a GenBank genome assembly.